Medicago truncatula (barrel medic) is the source of this 510-nucleotide messenger RNA. Its product is annotated as RING-H2 finger protein ATL52. The record is from RefSeq and is a predicted model, not a curated record. The transcript has a single exon. NCBI's taxonomy places the organism in Eukaryota, Viridiplantae, Streptophyta, Magnoliopsida, Fabales, Fabaceae. The coding region runs from base 1 to 510 and encodes 169 amino acids. Gene Ontology annotation, biological process: protein ubiquitination.
AUGGCUUUUUCAGCAUAUGAGGAAAUGUAUAUUCUCCCUGGGAUCAUAAUCACUGGAGCACUAGUAAUUGCUUUUACAUUUUUCAUUCUCACUAUGUUAGGAUGGUGCAGGGUUACCAAUCAUGAAUCACGUCUUCCUACAACAGUCAUAUCUUCUAAUGACAAAUUUUCGGCUUGCAUGAGUUUAGAGUCGCAUUCAAUCACAUUUCUGUACAAUGAAGCUGAUGCUGCAAAAGGCAUAAACCAGACUGAAUGUGUUAUCUGUUUAACAAUCUUCCAAGAAGACGAAAGCGUUCGGAAGCUUCACACUUGCAAGCACAUGUUUCAUACAUCUUGCAUUGAUAAGUGGCUUGCCUCUCAUUUGGGAUGUCCGUUGUGUCGCUCUCAGAUUGAUCAAGUAACUUCGCCAAAUGGAUCAUUGACAAAUAAUGAUCAUCGGACUAUGGAAAUUGUUGACUCUAGGAUUGAGAAUAUUCUGGUUCAUAGCAACCUACUAGUGACAAUGACAUAG